AUGUCUGAACAAUCUUCUUUCAACUUAUCCACCGAGUUGCCAGCUUGGAAGCAACUUGAGACCACCUACGAGGCUGUUGGUAAGACCCUCAAGGUCACCGAGGAGUUCUCCUCUGACAGUGAGAGAUUCUCCAAGUUCUCCGAGACUUUCACCAACUACGACGGUUCCAAGAUCUUGUUCGACUUCUCCAAGAACAUUAUCAACGACAAGAUCAAGAACGAAUUGGUCGAGUUGUGUAAAGAGGCCGGUGUCGAGAAGUUGAGAGACGCCAUGUUUAGCGGUGCUAAGAUCAACGAGACCGAGGGCAGAGCUGUGUACCACGUGGCUUUGAGAAACCGCUCUUUGAAGAAGAUGGAGGUUGAUGGCCAGGACACUGCUGCUGAGGUCGAUGCCGUUUUGCAACACAUGAAGGAGUUCUCCGAGGAGGUUCGUUCUGGUCGUUGGACUGGUUACACUGGUAAGCAAAUCACCGAUGUUGUUAACAUUGGUAUUGGUGGUUCUGACUUGGGUCCAGUUAUGGUCACCGAGGCCUUGAAGUCCUACGCUCAACCAGGCUUGAACGUCCACUUUGUUUCCAACAUCGAUGGUACUCACUUGGCCGAGGCUUUGAAGGGCUUGAAUGCUGAGACCACUUUGUUCUUGAUUGCCUCCAAGACCUUCACCACCGCCGAGACCAUCACCAACGCUAACUCUGCUAAGCACUGGUUCUUGGACUCCGUCAAGGACGAGGCUCACAUUGCCAAGCAUUUCGCCGCUUUGUCUACCAACGCUGAGGAGGUUUCCAAGUUCGGUAUUGACACUAAGAACAUGUUCGGCUUCAACGACUGGGUUGGAGGCAGAUACUCUGUCUGGUCUGCCAUUGGUUUGUCCAUUGCCAUCUACAUUGGUUUCGACAACUUUGAGGCUUUCUUGAAAGGUGCUGAGGCCUUUGACGCCAACUUCACCUCCACUCCUUUGGAGCACAACAUCGCCGCUAUUGGAGGUAUGUUGUCUGUCUGGUACAACAACUUCUUCGGUGCUCAAACUCACUUGGUUGCUCCAUUCGACCAAUACUUGCACCGUUUCCCAGCUUACUUGCAACAAUUGUCCAUGGAGUCUAACGGUAAGUCUGUGACCAGAGGAAACUCUUUCACCAACUACCAGACCGGUACCAUUUUGUUCGGUGAGCCAGCCACAAACGCCCAGCACUCUUUCUUCCAAUUGGUGCACCAAGGUACUAAGUUGAUCCCAUCGGACUUCAUUCUUGCUGCUCAAUCUCACAACCCAAUUGAGGACAACUUGCACCAAAGAAUGUUGGCUUCCAACUACUUCGCCCAAGCCGAGGCUUUGAUGGUCGGUAAGAGCGCCGAGCAAGUUGAGCAAGAGGGUGCCAAGGGUGGUUUGAUCCCACACAAGGUCUUUUCUGGAAACAGACCUACCACCUCGAUUUUGGCUCAAAAGAUCACCCCAGCCACUUUGGGUGCAUUGAUUGCCUACUACGAGAUGGUCACUUUUGUUGAGGGUGCCAUUUGGAACAUCAACUCUUUCGACCAAUGGGGUGUUGAGUUGGGUAAGGUUUUGGCCAAGGCCAUUGGCAAGGAGUUGGAUGUUGCUGGAGAUGUUUCCACCCACGACCCAUCCACCAACGGUUUGAUCAACCAAUUCAAGGAGUGGAGCCAAUGA
Molecule: messenger RNA, 1662 nt
Organism: Australozyma saopauloensis
Lineage: Eukaryota; Fungi; Ascomycota; Pichiomycetes; Serinales; Metschnikowiaceae
Gene: PGI1
Product: glucose-6-phosphate isomerase
Exons: 1
Coding region: 1-1662 (553 amino acids)
Biological process (GO): glucose 6-phosphate metabolic process; glycolytic process; gluconeogenesis
Cellular component (GO): cytosol
Molecular function (GO): glucose-6-phosphate isomerase activity; carbohydrate derivative binding; monosaccharide binding
Source: RefSeq, a predicted model, not a curated record